AUGGCAUCAAACGAUGAAAAUACAGUGAUUGAUGAUAAUGAAACAAUGGAUGAUGAAAAAUCAAGUGUCCAUGACGAAGAAGGCCACAUGAAAUCAGAACGUAUCAUCGAUCGAAAUCAAAAGUCAUUUCACCAUAUAAACACCUCAACUAUUAAAAAAAAUCAACAUCGUGCAUAUCUUGUAUUUAAUAAAAGUACUCGAGAGUUUUAUACUUUUUAUGUGCACAAUAUUAAUAAUAAAAAUCGUACAAUUUUCUCGGUGAAUGAUACACAUAUUUUUAAAUUAUUCGAAGAUUUGAUGAGCGUUUGCCAGUGGCCAAAUAAUUCCAACACAACAAUACAGGUGCCACUGAUGUAUCAAGAAAAAAGUUCAACGUCUAACAUGAGUCAAACCGAAGAUGAUGUCGGUCAGCCGAUAUUAAAAAAUUCAGAUUUAUGUAAUCUACUUGUUAGAAACGUGCAAAGUCUCACGAAUAUCAUCGGACCUCAACUUGAUAAUUUAAAUUUGCCAUUCAAAUCUGCAGAAUAUCAACUUAACGAUGGCGAUCUCUCGUCUCCAGUAGCGGCUACUGGAUCUCUUCAACAUCAGCUUCAAAUUCUCUCGAAACUUGCAGAUAUGGCAGCUAAAAGUUGCACAACGAAUGGAAAAACGUCGACUUCAAUAGAAAGUUCUGAAAGUUCUAUUUUUGACAAAAAUACGCCAUUGAACAAUCACAAUCAAGAUAUUAUUUCUAAUAGUUUAAUUCGUACUAGAAUAUCAUUUCCAUCGAGAUCUCAAUCGACAACGUUAACCAGUACUAGUUCGUCGGCAAGCACAACAAGUAAUAUCAAAGAAGAAAUUAAGCUACCUGAGCCAAAUCUACUUAAUCAACCAACGCGAUUUUGGCAUCAACGUAAUUUAAAAGAAUUAGAAAAUGGAGGUUGUCCAGCCGUUCAAGUCGAAGGAACUAAGCAAGCCACUUCUUUUCAAUUCGAACUUCCAGAAGAAAUCAAACAGUACAAGCAAGAAUUUUAUCUUGGAGCUCAUGCAGUCACGUACGAUAAAAAUAUACAUGAGCAAAAACGUGUUGUUCCUGUUAAUACACGCAUCAAGGAUGACUAUAAUGGAAAACUAAAUGAUUUAGAUUGUUCGAUAGUAGUUCCCAAUGACUCAUCGAAUCAUGAUGAAUUCGAUUUCGCAACAAACGGUACUUUUUCCAAGAUUAAUCCAAAAGAAGUUAAAAAAGAAUGGAAUUUUAAGAUGAUUAAUUUAUAUCAAAGUAAAUCUGUCACGAAAAAAUUAAUCAAAGAGAAAAAACUCAAAUGGUGUAGAUUAAUGUUUGCCUUUUAUAUUAAAUUAUCUGAUGGUCAAUUCAUACCUGUUUCUCCAGCAACAUUUUCAGAUCUUAUUGAAGAAACCAAUCGUGCUCAAUCAGUUGAAACUGAUAGUAUUUUUCCGAAUAAGUUUUGUGAACGAGGUGGUCAAAUGAUUUUUGUGCAACUGAACGCAGUAGUAGAAAAGUGCAAUUUACAUGUAACGUGCAACGGUAGAAAACUUGAAGAUAGUGACUUUCAGAUUGCUGAACAGAUUCUAUCAUUCGAAUCACCUGCACGUACACAGGGAAUAAAAUAUCUUCAUGUAACGAUAUUUAAUAAAAAUACGAACUUAUCAAUUGAUUACCAACAGCCGUAUUAUCUUCAUGACGAUCAUCCUGAUCCAUGUGGAGUGGUUAAUUAA
This is a messenger RNA of Rotaria socialis, 1716 nucleotides long. The record is from the annotation of a GenBank genome assembly. Lineage: Eukaryota; Metazoa; Rotifera; Eurotatoria; Philodinida; Philodinidae.